AAUUGCUCCGCUCGAGCAGGCUCCCACAGGCCGUGCGUUGGGCUACCAAGGUAAAUUUUCCCUGCUACAGUACCAGAAACUUGUCGGCCGGCUUCGGGACCAGAAACUAAAGGGACAUUCGUCUAGCGCGCGUUCAGGCCGCGCUCGCUCUCCUUGACGACUCGGAGCAACCCCACCACACCUCUCAACCGGUCCUUGGCCCUGGAAUCGCAAUGACCACAAUCGGCACUCUCCAACGGCUCUCGGCAGCCUCUCUCUCCAAACUCCUGCUCGCUGCCCAAGAGGCAACAGCAGCAGGAGACCCCACCAUCGCCGUGAUCGAUGUGCGCGAUGACGACUACAUAGGCGGCCACAUCAAGGGCUCGGUCAACGUGCCCUCGCGCACGCUCGACGCCAUGCUGCCCACCCUGGUCCGGCAGCUGCAGGACAAGGAGACGGUCGUGUUCCACUGCGCCCUGUCGCAACAGCGCGGGCCGGCCGCCGCGCUGCGCUACAUCCGGGAGCGCGAGCGCAUCCUGUCCGCCAACAAGAAGGCGGCGCGCCCGGAGACUGACGGCGCUGGUGCUGACCCCGGCGAGGGUGCUGCUGCCAAGGAGCAGAAGGUCUUUGUGCUUGAUCGUGGAUUCGUCGGUUGGCAGGAGGCGUAUGGGACGGACGAGCGGCUGACCGAGGACUAUCGGAAGGAGUUGUGGGAAGGUGGAUAUUAGGGGUAGGGUUUCGUCGCGUGCCUGGGAUCGGAUGUCUCCGCUCGCUUGGAUGGCUCGGCGAUGGUGCGCGAUCCUUGCUUCGUACCCGACCUCGCAAUCACGGGGCAGCAAAAACAUGCGCCAGUGGUGAUUUGGGAUGAGAAGUAACCCGGCUCGUCUGGGUGUGUUUUAUUCCUUACGCGCUUUGCAGAGUCGGCGCGGUACGUGCGACUCCUGCCUCUGGCUGCGCGCAUAACGUCAGCUAUCUCUCCACCACUCGCCCCGGCAACUGAGCCAACAACGCUCUCUGGAUCAUGAACUCCAGAGGGUCGCCAUUCUCA
Molecule: messenger RNA, 1027 nt
Organism: Thermothelomyces thermophilus ATCC 42464
Lineage: Eukaryota; Fungi; Ascomycota; Sordariomycetes; Sordariales; Chaetomiaceae
Exons: 2
Coding region: 213-707 (164 amino acids)
Cellular component (GO): nucleus; cytoplasm
Molecular function (GO): protein tyrosine phosphatase activity
Source: RefSeq, a predicted model, not a curated record